Molecule: messenger RNA, 5713 nt
Organism: Orcinus orca (killer whale)
Lineage: Eukaryota; Metazoa; Chordata; Mammalia; Artiodactyla; Delphinidae
Gene: ZNF8
Product: zinc finger protein 8
Exons: 5
Coding region: 111-1796 (561 amino acids)
Biological process (GO): regulation of transcription by RNA polymerase II
Molecular function (GO): DNA-binding transcription factor activity, RNA polymerase II-specific; RNA polymerase II cis-regulatory region sequence-specific DNA binding
Source: RefSeq, a predicted model, not a curated record
GGCGCGGCCGCCAUUGUCCGGCUGGCGGCGAGUCCCGCGGUCUCUGUAGCGGGUGGGGCUUUCUGGUUCAGGUUCACCUCGGGCGCCUGUCAUCGACCUGUCGGCCCAGGAUGGACCCCGAGGAGGAAGCGGCGACACUGACGAUGGCUACGGGGACGCCGGCGGAACGGCUCCAGGAGCCGGUGACUUUCCGGGACGUAGCUGUGGACUUCACCCAGGAGGAGUGGGGGCAGCUGGGCCCUGCCCAGAGGACCCUGUACCGUGACGUGAUGCUGGAGACCUUCGGGCACCUGCUCUCUGUGGGGCCUGAGCUUCCCAAACCCGAAGUCAUCUCCCAGCUGGAGCAAGGGGCUGAGCUAUGGGUGGCAGAGAGAGGAAUUGCCCAGGGCCGCUGUCCAGGCUGGGAGUCUGGACCUGAGGGCCGAGCACCGCCCCAGGAGCAGGGCCUUCCUGAGGAGAAGGGGCGGGAAGGCUUCCUGGGGGAGGCUCUAUGUCCCGCUACACCAGGGGAAGACUGGGAAUAUGAGGGCCGGGUGCAGGGGCCCGAGAAGGACCAGGGUAAUUUGAGGCAAUUGGAAUUCAGCCUCAAGGAAGCACUGGUUCAAGAUGGAAGCCACGAAGGUCUCAGACCUGGGGAAAACUGUGUCCUGAGUCCAAACCCAAAUCCCCUCCCGGAGACUUCCAGGACAGAGUGUUUGUGUGCUCCCGACUCAUGGGUUACAAGCUCGCAGCAGAACCCGAGUGCAGUCCGUGAGCAGAUGGGCUCCUCGGGAAGACAGCCGCAUGACAACAGUGACUGCAGCAACUCUUCUGGUCAGGCGGUUCUGGAACCAGAACCCGAGCCUGUGCGCAGCCAAGUGCCGGACAAACCCUACAAGUGCGCGGACUGCGGCAAGUCCUUCAACCACAACGCGCACCUCACGGUGCACCGGAGGAUCCAUACGGGUGAAAGGCCGUACGCGUGCAAGGAGUGCGGCAAGGCCUUCAGCCAGAACUCCUCGCUGGUGCAGCACGAGCGCAUCCACACGGGCCACAAGCCCUACAAGUGCGCGGACUGCGGCAAGUCGUUCUGCCACAGCACGCACCUAACGGUGCACCGGAGGAUCCACACCGGGGAGAAGCCCUAUGCGUGCCAGGACUGCGGGCGGGCCUUCAACCAGAACUCGUCCCUGGGCCGCCACCGGCGCACGCACACCGGGGAGAAGCCGUUCACCUGCAGCGUGUGCGGCAAGGCCUUCUCGCGCACCACGUGCCUGUUCCUGCAUCUGAGGACGCACACGGCCGAGAGACCCUACGAGUGCAGCCGCUGUGGCAAGGGCUUCCGGCACAGCUCGUCCCUGGCCCAGCACCAGCGCAAGCACGCCGGCGAGGGCCCCUACGACUGCCGCCAGAGGCUGGCCUUCGAGCCCACGCCGGCGUGGCCGGAGCCCCUGACCCCUGGGGAGGGGGCUACCCGCAGCGACAGGCCCUUCAGGUGCGGCCAGUGCGGCAAGUGUUUCACGCAGAGCUCGCACCUCAUCCGACACCAGAUAACGCACACCAGGGAGGAUCCCCGAGGCCGGGGCCGGCGGCGCCCGCAGCCCUGCAGCCGGAGCCCGCACCUCGGGCGGCACCAGCUCGGGCCCACGGGUGAGAGCCCUGGGGCCGGGACAAAGGCAGGGCAGCCGGCAGGCAGGGCACUGGCCCUGUUUGACAUCCACGAAAUCAUGCAAGAGAAAAACCCAGUGCACGUUAUUGGGGUGGAAGAGCCUUCUGUGGGCACGUCCGUGUUGUUUGACAUCAGAGAAUCCACCUAGGGGAGAAACUCUGCGGAUGACUUUUGAACCACAGGUACAAAAAUGUGGUCUCCUUUCUUUUUCUUUUUUAGUCUUUUAUAUGUUGGGGGAAACAAACAACAGGAUAACCUAAAUUUUGUCCCCAUCCCAAGCCUGCCCAUCAGACCCUCCUUGGCCUGGUGGAGUGACUUCUGAUUUGGCGUCAAGUCACCAGGCUGUGCUGAGGGGCUGUGUGAAUGGUGUGACUCACUGUUCUGUUCUCAAAGUUCGUCUGCCCCAUCUCAAGCACGGCUCCCCAUCUUGCUGGGGUCUCUGCUGGAAGACCUUCGGAAGACUUUUCAGCUGUCAAUGCCCAGGAAAGAGAGACGUCUGAGAAAAUGGUUUAUUUGUAUACGAUGCAGAACAUUCUAACAUGACCAUUUUCAUGUCCACAAUUGGAAACUUCGUCUGGAUCAUCUUUUUGCUUUCCUCCAACUUUACUCCUCAGGAAAGCAAAACCUUGUCACCUUUGUCUAUGCUGUUCUUGACAUAAAGAAGAACAUUGUGUUCGAGAUGUGAUCCUUGGUAUCUCAUAGCAGAAAGGAUUAAAACCAAGGAUUUAAACCUGCCUGCUUUCUAACCUACAAUGAAAGGCGAAAUGCCCAUCCUGCCGGGACACUAUGUCGUGUGCUCCGGUUAUACAACAUGGUUCCUUUUUUUGUUUGUUUGCUGUUCCCACUGCAGCUGAGCUCUAGUGAAGUUAAACACAAACCAUAAACAUCAAAAAUUGGAAGGAAGGAAAAUUGGUUAUGGUACAUCUCAGCUUGUGGAAAUUGUUCAUAAAAAUGUCCACAGAAUGUUGGGUUAGCAGAGCGUCAAGUUGAAUGGAAGAAGUAUCAUCGUGGAAGGAUACAACGGCAGUUCUAAGACCUCUGUCAGAAUGGCUGAGCAUCAGCUCUCGCUGCCGAGACGUGAUGGUUGAGUGUCAGAACCCUGUCAGAACUUUCUCGUGUCCAUUUCUGUUCUUUGGGUGCUGUGGGUGUCACAGCCAGUGGGGUUUCCAUCCCAGCAGAGCUGGCCUCCAGGACGCUCAGAGCCAGCCUCACUGCUCAUCUCCAGAGGUUCCACAAGAGCCCUUGAAGCCUCGCGUUUGCUUCUCUGCGCUCACCUGUCCUCUGGGCUUGUCCUCAUGGACUUCCCUUGUUGGCUCUCACUGUCACAACACCUCUGUCCUCGUGGCUUAGCCCACACCACCUGCCACUUCAUUCUUAGCAAAUAACCUUCUCUUUCCAUGGCUCAGAAAAGGUGUGUUUUCAGACAGGCAGUGCCUCACAGUUCUGUGAGGUGGUGGCAUUUUACAUGCAGGAAGAUGGGGCCCAGGACAAAAGUAGCCAUGGCCAGCUCGCACAGCUAGGAGCCAGAACUUGAAGUCAGCAUCCCGUUAACAAUGACUUAAACAGAUCAGGCUGUGUCCUCAGGGCCUCAGCUACGUCAGAGGCAGUGUUUUCUCUCCCACCCCGGCCCUCCUCAUCGCAGGGAGACUGCUGCAGCCUCAGCAGUUGCGUCCACGAUCAGGACUGGAGGACGGGGGAAGGGCAGGCCUAUGCUCGUCUCUCCAGUGAGGUUUCAAAGAAAAGCCUUUCCCCGAAGCUUCCAGCCAGUGCUCCUUAUGUCUCACUGGCCAAGCCUGGGUCACAGGGCGCCGUCUAACGACGAGGGCGCUUGGAAAGCUAGUGUUCAGCUUCUCUAACCUCUGUGGCUGAGACCGCACCCUUCAGAAGAAGGUCUCGGGAAGCAGGUAAUGGAUAGGCAGCUGGCAGCACCCUCAGCCCUCCGCCUCCAGUCUCUUCUUGGAGGAGUCGCUCCAAGGAAGCGCACUUCCUGAUCAGAUGCCGCCACCACCUCUCGGCUCGGCCUCUUCAUCCCCUGGAUAGUUCAGCCUGCCGGCCAGGCCCCCUUCCCUAUAAUGCUUGGUCCCCUGACAUUCUGGAACAGCCCACUCUUCCAGAUCCCUUCUACCUCUCGAGGGGCUUCUUGCCCUCCCCUCCCCUCCCCUCUUAAAUGUUGGGGUCCCUGGGGCGUGGUCCCGGAGGCCCAUUGCAUGCGCCGCUCACUCCCACAUCUUGGUCUCUGAGCUUCAGGCUAGAACAGCAGCUGCAUGCUGCUGGGCAGCUCCCCUAGAUGUCCUGCAAAGUCCCAAAACACAGCCUACCUGGAGGGAAAGGCCAUUUUCCAGGCCAAACCUGUUCCUCCUCCCCUGGGCCCUUGCACGGGGGUGGUUGCUACCCCUCACCCCAUCCCUCAAGCCAGAAGAUAGAUAUCCUGUGAGUUUUACCAUCUGAACAUCUCAGCUGUCUUCAUUCCAUUCCAUUCCAUUCCCACUGCCACCACUGGUGCAGGAUGGCCACGAGAGGGGGAGUGACAUGACACCAAGUGGCCUGGCCACCAGAGCCCUCCCCACUUUUGACUUUACCUCCUCACGGCCCCACCCGCGGUGUGGGGUGCAGACUCGGAAUGCUCCCACUGCCAGUGUGCUCUGAGGAGGGGAGUCCCCGCGGUAACUUCACAGCUCUGGACAGCGUGGAAUCCAGGCCUGCGAUUGCCCCGUUCCCUCCGCCUUGGCCCGAAAAGUGGCAGCUGCCGAAGGGUCAUGUUUCCACAGUUCUCAGAGUGGACACUGGGUGGGCUGAGGCCACAGUGGCCUCACCAGGUAAGCCUGGAACAAGCUUGUCACUGUUGCCGUUUGCCGCCCUCUCCCAUGCACUGUAGAUCUUUGGGAAUUUUCCAUUUCUCUUUUCGGGUCACGUUUUCUAGGCAUCAUAUUCCUACUAAUUUCCUUACAGAUGCUUUGAAACCAAGUCAGAUAAGAAACUCCUCAGGGGAAAUUACUAUAAACUAGGGAGAAUAUAUGGUUUUAUCAGUUUGUCAAAGUAAUGCAAAUUCUUUGUAGCAAAACCUGUAAAAUGCACAAAAGUAAAAUACACGUAAGUAUGGAGGCUUAUUUAAAUUUUAAUUCCUCAUACUUCCACCAUCCAGAGAUGGUCAUUACCUAAGAUUUUGUUAAUUUUCCUUGUAAUUUUUUCUUGAAAUAUACAUGUGUGUAUACAUAGAGUGAACAUUAAAUCUUAUACACACAACAAAAAUAUUUAUGUGUAGUUAUCUUGUGUUUAGAAAAUUAGAAUCCCUUCUGUUUCUCUUGUAACAUGUACUUCUUUCUCUAUCUUGAACAUUUUCCUCUGAAAAUGGAUUUCAUGUAGCUUUUUAAAUUACCUUUCAGGAGGAUUGUAACAAUGUGACCUCCACCCAGCAUCUUACCAGCCUUGACUUUUAUCCAAAAGGGGGAGGAGGGAUUCAUACACAUUUCUGAAGGAGUAUGAAUUGAUACAGCCUCUGUGAAGGGCACUUUGUUGGUUGCUAUCUAAAUUACAAACACUUUGUCUCAGCAAACCAGUUGCUGAUAAUGAAUCCUACAGAUAUAUUUGUACCCGUGCAAACUGUAUGUAGUUUUAACCAUGGUAUUGAUCUCAAAAGUGAAAAUUUGGAAACAACCUCAGUGUCCACCACGUGGAACUGGCUAAGUGAUUUAUGGUGGACUGGCUGGCUUUUACACAGCCCUUAAAAUGGGGGCUGUCUUUAUGAACUGUGGAAAAGAGCACCAAGAUUGUUAAGUGAAAAGGUAUAAACCAGUUUGUAUGGUAUGUUUCCAUUUGUGUAAAGAAGAAGCCAUUGCUUAUGCACACACACACACACACACACACACACACACUAUAUCUGAAGGGUACAGAGUGAACAUACAUACUACUAUAUAUACUACUUGCUCUUGGAGAGGAGAAGUGAGGGGAAAAGGAUGAAUAAUUUUCACUCUAUAUCUUUUGAUAUUUUUGGAAUUUUGAAACAUGUAAAAGUAUUACCAGUUCAAAAAAUAAAUUUAAACAAAACCUUAAUUCUUUAAAAUUAAA